Messenger RNA from Myotis davidii, 2523 nucleotides. It is a transcript of the gene TMCC1, whose product is annotated as transmembrane and coiled-coil domain family 1. Bases 502 to 2115 code for a protein of 537 amino acids. Gene Ontology annotation, cellular component: endomembrane system. Gene Ontology annotation, biological process: membrane fission; endosome fission; endosome membrane tubulation. The transcript is spliced from 7 exons. NCBI's taxonomy places the organism in Eukaryota, Metazoa, Chordata, Mammalia, Chiroptera, Vespertilionidae. The record is from RefSeq and is a predicted model, not a curated record.
UUCUUUUUCCUUCUUUUACUCUGUCCCAGCAGGUAUUACUCUCUUCAGAAGACACAACUGCAGUUAGCACUUUCUUCAGAUGCUGAUACUUGGUAAACAGCUGCUCUUGAUCACAAGAUUUAGAAGAUAGUCUCCAUCCUCCCAGAUUGGAUCUCUCUUCAUAUGGAUCUUCUAUUUCUAUGUCUUUAAAAAAAAAUAACCUUUUUGGGAACAUUUUGGAUUACAACGUUUCAUCCUCAUCUAUGCAAAGAAAGGAAAGCUGUUGUGCUGGGAUUUUGAGGAGAUUGGACGCAGGGCUUGAAAGUUCCAGCUUUCUACUCAGAUGCUUGGCUGCUUUGGCAACCAGUUCCGUUCUGAAGGUAUCUCGGAGGCCACCCAGAGUUGCCUCAUUAGCUUAAACUCAGCUUUUACUAAAAGGAUUCCUGUAUACUUUAGAAGUGCUUGAGGAAGAGUGAUAAAGCUCUGAAUCGUGUCCUGCAACAGAUCCGAGUGCCACCCAAGAUGAAGAGAGGGACGAGCUUGCAUAGUAGGCGGGGCAAGCCAGAGGCCCCAAAGGGAAGUCCCCAAAUCAACAGGAAAUCUGGCCAGGAGAUGGCAACUGUUAUGCAGUCUGGCCGACCCAGGUCUUCAUCCACUACUGAUGCUCCUACCAGCUCUGCUGUUAUGGAAAUAGCUUGUGCUGCUGCUGCUGCUGCUGCAUGUCUUCCAGGGGAUGAGGCAACUGUAGAGCGGAUCGAGCGGUUGGAAGUAAGCAGCCUCGCCCAGACUUCCAGUGCAGUGGCCUCCAGCACUGAUGGCAGCAUCCACACAGACUCGGUGGAUGGAACACCAGACCCUCAGCGUACAAAGGCUGCUAUUGCUCACCUGCAGCAGAAGAUCCUGAAGCUCACAGAACAAAUCAAGAUUGCGCAAACAGCCCGGGAUGACAACGUUGCUGAGUACUUGAAGCUUGCCAACAGCGCAGAUAAGCAGCAGGCUGCCCGCAUCAAGCAGGUCUUUGAGAAGAAGAACCAGAAAUCUGCCCAAACCAUCCUCCAGCUACAAAAGAAGCUUGAGCACUACCACAGGAAGCUCCGAGAAGUGGAACAGAAUGGGAUCCCCCGGCAGCCAAAGGAUGUCUUCAGGGACAUGCACCAGGGUUUGAAAGAUGUGGGAGCGAAGGUGACUGGCUUCAGUGAAGGUGUGGUAGACAGUGUCAAAGGUGGACUUUCCAGCUUCUCCCAGGCAACUCAUUCAGCAGCAGGGGCAGUAGUCUCAAAGCCCAGAGAGAUUGCUUCAUUAAUUCGGAAUAAAUUUGGCAGUGCAGACAACAUCCCUAACCUGAAGGACUCUUUAGAAGAAGGGCAGGUAGAUGAUGGGAAGGCUUUGGGAGUGAUUUCAAACUUUCAGUCGAGCCCAAAAUAUGGUAGUGAAGAAGAUUGUUCUAGUGCCACUUCAGGCUCAGUAGGAGCCAACAGCACCACUGGAGGCAUCGCUAUAGGAGCAUCUAGCUCCAAAACAAACACUCUGGACAUGCAGAGCUCAGGAUUUGAUGCACUAUUCCAUGAGAUCCAGGAGAUCCGGGAAACCCAGGCCAGGCUAGAGGAAUCCUUUGAGACCCUCAAGGAACAUUAUCAGAGGGACUAUUCAUUAAUAAUGCAGGCCUUGCAGGAAGAGCGAUAUAGAUGUGAACGAUUAGAAGAACAACUAAAUGACCUAACAGAGCUCCAUCAGAAUGAAAUCUUGAACUUGAAGCAGGAAUUGGCCAGCAUGGAAGAGAAAAUUGCAUAUCAGUCCUAUGAACGGGCCCGGGAUAUCCAGGAGGCCCUGGAGGCGUGCCAGACCCGCAUCUCCAAGAUGGAGCUACAGCAGCAGCAGCAGCAGGUGGUGCAGCUGGAAGGGCUGGAGAAUGCCACUGCCCGGAACCUUCUGGGCAAACUCAUCAACAUUCUUCUGGCUGUCAUGGCAGUUCUUUUGGUCUUUGUCUCCACCGUAGCCAACUGCGUGGUUCCUCUUAUGAAGACUCGCAACAGGACGUUCAGCACUUUAUUUCUUGUGGUUUUCAUUGCCUUUCUCUGGAAGCACUGGGAUGCCCUCUUCAGCUAUGUGGAACGGUUCUUCUCAUCCCCCAGAUGAUGCUGGCAAAAGAAGGCAGUGCUCCCCUACCCUCUGGCGAGUGCAUGCAGCAAAGAAUUAGACAGCAACUUACCUUCUCUGAAGUUUUCUACAACAAAAGAGUUGAGUGAAUCUGUUUACAUUUAGAAUAAUGUUUUUUCCUUCAAGAGACACAAUUGCAAUAGUAUUUUUUAGAUUUUAUCCAAGAAGUUUUUUGGGCAAAAUUCUUGGAUCAUUUUUAUGUAGCAUGAUUUUCCUUGGGAUGCAAAUCUUAAACAGUCCUUUAACAUGAACCAACAAUCUGGAGCACACUGAAGGGCAUCUAAAAUGUGGCUUGAAAAACUGCACUAAAACCCACUAAAAAGAUGCAAAAACCUGAUUAGGGAAACCAGUUAAACCUAACACCCUGCCUUGUCUGGGCUCAACACC